CGUGCUGCCCUUGGCAACCCAGGCGAGUCACGUGACGGAGCAGGGGCGCCGGGCUCUUUGCUCGCCAAAGGAAGAAGGGAAGCAGCCGCGCGGUGUCCCUCAGUGCCUCUCAGCUGGACUGUAUCCACCGCCCCGGCCAGGAUGUCGGGCAAGGACCGGAUCGAGAUCUUCCCUUCGCGGAUGGCUCAGACGAUCAUGAAGGCCCGUUUGAAAGGAGCCCAGACAGGUCGCAACCUCUUGAAGAAAAAAUCUGAUGCUCUGACUCUACGAUUCCGGCAGAUUCUUAAGAAAAUUAUUGAGACAAAGAUGUUGAUGGGUGAGGUGAUGAGAGAAGCUGCAUUUUCACUUGCUGAGGCAAAGUUCACGGCUGGAGAUUUCAGUACUACUGUGAUCCAGAAUGUGAACAGAGCUCAAGUCAAGAUCAGAGCCAAGAAAGACAACGUAGCAGGUGUGACUCUGCCAGUUUUUGAACAUUACCAAGAAGGAGGAGACAGUUAUGAGCUGACUGGUUUAGCCAGAGGUGGAGAACAGCUGGCCAAACUGAAAAGGAACUAUGCUAAAGCAGUAGAGCUCCUUGUAGAGCUGGCCUCUCUGCAGACAUCAUUUGUUACACUGGAUGAAGCUAUCAAGAUAACAAACAGGCGUGUGAAUGCUAUUGAACAUGUGAUUAUUCCCAGGAUUGAACGCACACUGUCUUAUAUCAUCACUGAGUUGGAUGAACGAGAGCGAGAGGAAUUCUACAGAUUAAAGAAGAUCCAGGAGAAAAAGAAGAUAAUAAAAGAGAAGAAUGAAAAAGAGAAGGAGUUACGGAGAGCUGCCGGAGAGCAAGAGCAAGAGCAAGAACCUGCUAACUUGCUUGCAGAAGAAAAAGAUGAAGAUCUUCUCUUUGAAUAGUGGUAUAUGUCUGUGUUGGACUGAGAGCAAUGAGUUAAGAUACCGUUUCUGGGUGCACUGUGGUCCUUAUUUAUGUUGUGGCUCUUCAUUUGCUGUAUUAGCUUGUGCUAUCCACUUGCUCUGGAUUUAUUCCAGGAACUUGUCUGUUAUGGAAAUCAGCUCAUGUGUAAUGAUUAUUGAACACAGGUGAAGCCGAUGCAUGGCCAGUUCUACUUCUCAGUCUCCAUUUCAUUCCUCUGGCACAGAAGUCGCCUGAACCUUUUACUUCUGCAGUUCUCUUGGCUAUGCUUAGACUCCCCCUUUCCCCCAAACUGCCAAAUUGUUGUUCGAAUCUGCUUCAUGUUCACAGCUGAAAGCAGGUUGUACCACCUUGCAAAUACAUUGAUAAAAAUCUUUAUUUCUAUUGGCUUUCCUUUCUCUAAGGGAAGUUACCUCCAUUUUAUGUUGUAUCUGCCAAUUCAUUAGUGCUGUGAAAAACCAGUAAAGGAAUCUCUUGAAACUCA
Messenger RNA from Hemicordylus capensis (graceful crag lizard), 1397 nucleotides. RefSeq names its product ATPase H+ transporting V1 subunit D (gene ATP6V1D). The transcript has 9 exons. Bases 142 to 894 code for a protein of 250 amino acids. Lineage: Eukaryota; Metazoa; Chordata; Lepidosauria; Squamata; Cordylidae. Gene Ontology annotation, molecular function: proton-transporting ATPase activity, rotational mechanism. Gene Ontology annotation, cellular component: proton-transporting V-type ATPase complex. The record is from RefSeq and is a predicted model, not a curated record.